Hirsutella rhossiliensis is the source of this 1779-nucleotide messenger RNA. RefSeq names its product ATP-NAD kinase domain-containing protein. Bases 1 to 1779 code for a protein of 592 amino acids. Gene Ontology annotation, molecular function: NAD+ kinase activity. Lineage: Eukaryota; Fungi; Ascomycota; Sordariomycetes; Hypocreales; Ophiocordycipitaceae. The record is from RefSeq and is a predicted model, not a curated record. Gene Ontology annotation, biological process: NAD+ metabolic process; NADP+ biosynthetic process. The transcript has a single exon.
AUGACAAUCGCAUCCCCUACUGCCCUCCACCCGGUUCUAGCUGACGCGGAACCCGCGGAUGAUAAAGCCGUCCACCGGCCUCGAACCCUUUCCGUCAACACUUCCAAGGCCACUCGCGGCGCCGAUGACUCCCUUACUCCCCCGACUGCAACGCCAGCCCUAGGUGGAAGCUGCCCUGAGUCGUCCUCGGCUUCAACCUUGUCUGGACCUGCGCCCCCACCAAUUGCCGUCGCCCACGCUCCCCAUCACGGCCACCGCCGCAGUGCUCCCUCGCACGACUCCAUCCCGCGCCGGACCAUCAUCAAGGCCCUUGCCUCGGUCGCCCGCAAGAAAAAGCCUGAGGCCCUCCCUCUUGACAGCAUGUUCAUGUCCCAAAAUGGCGUUCGCACCGGUCCGUCCGGAUCCGCCGCCUCCCCGAUGCGCCUGGCCGAUGCCUUGCACGACUUGGCCAAGAGGCAAUCCACGCCCUCGACCGCCUUGACCGUUCUGCAGUCGCCCUGCUUCUACCAUCAGCGCUUCGACGACGCCGUCGACAUUCAAAAGGUCCUUGAGGAGAUCAAAAACGACGAGUCCAUGUCCCACUCGCGCCUCGUCCAGACCGCAACCGGCGUUCGCGAGGUCUCCAAGCAGCUGCAACGCCGGCCCAUCAAACGCGCAGUCCGAAACGUCAUGAUUGUCACCAAGGCCCGCGACAACCAGCUCGUCCACCUCACCCGCGAACUGGCCGCCUGGCUCCUGCGCACCCCUCGGUACGGAUCCGACGUCGGCGUCAAUGUCUUCGUCGACGCCAAGCUUCGCAGUUCCAAGCGCUUCGACGCCCCGGGCAUCCUCGCACAAGAUGUGCGCUAUGAGAACAUGCUCAAGUACUGGACGCCCGACCUCUGUUGGAGCCAGCCCGAGAGGUUCGACUUGGUCCUGACGCUGGGAGGUGACGGCACGGUGCUCUUCACGUCCUGGCUCUUCCAACGCGUCGUCCCGCCGCUUCUGUCCUUCAGCCUCGGCAGCCUGGGAUUCAUGACGACUUUCGAGUUUGACAAGUACAAAGAGCAUCUGAACCGGGUCAUGGGCGACGAAGGCAUGAAGAUCAACCUGCGCAUGCGCUUCACUUGUACAGUGUGGCGGCACGAUUCCCGCGGCCAGCAGAUGGGCGAGGGCGAGCAGUUCGAGGUACUCAACGAGCUCGUCAUUGACCGUGGGCCAUCCCCCUACGUCUCCAACUUGGAGCUGUACGGGGACGACGAACUCCUCACCGUCGUCCAAGCCGACGGCUGCAUCUUCUCCACGCCGACGGGCUCAACGGCCUACUCCCUCUCUGCCGGCGGCUCGCUCGUUCACCCAGACAUUCCCGCCAUCCUCUUGACGCCCAUCUGCCCGCACACCCUGUCCUUCCGCCCCAUGGUCCUCUCGGAUACCAUGGCGCUUCGCGUCGCCGUGCCGCGCAACUCGCGGGCCACGGCGUACUGCGCCUUUGACGGUAAAGGCCGAAUCGAGCUGCGCCAAGGCGACCACGUAACCAUCACCGCGUCCCAGUACCCCUUCCCCACCGUGACCCGCACAGACACGGAGUGGUUCGACAGCAUCAGCCGCACCCUCCGCUGGAACGUCCGCGCGGCGGCGCAGAAGCCGUUUGACACCAAGUGCAUUACCGACGGGGCGCCGUCGCAGGACGAGGACGACAACUGCUGGGACAUUGACCAGGACAGCGCCUACUACCCCAGCGAGGAGGGUAGCGUGAGCGCAAGUCCCGUCCGACGGCAGAUGAGCAUGCUGGGCUUAUGA